Messenger RNA from Penicillium manginii, 423 nucleotides. Its product is annotated as transposase. Bases 1 to 423 code for a protein of 140 amino acids. The record is from RefSeq and is a predicted model, not a curated record. NCBI's taxonomy places the organism in Eukaryota, Fungi, Ascomycota, Eurotiomycetes, Eurotiales, Aspergillaceae. The transcript has a single exon.
AUGUGGCCCUAUCGCUUUAUGGAAUGCCUUCCAAAGGACCUAAAUCUAGGCCCAGCGAAGCAGAGCACUAAGGAAUCGAAGCGAAUCCAAGCAGAAGAUGCUGGUUCUCUAGCUCACUGGUACGAUCUUCUAGCGAAUCUCCUGAAAGAUGUUCCCGCGCGGCUGGUAUAUAAUAUGGAUGAGUGUGGUUUUCGCCAGGGUAAAUUGAGGAAGGUGAUUAGUUCCAAGGGUAAAUCUUGCCCUGAUCUUGCUGAAUCCCCAAAAGGCGAGAAUAUAACUGCGGUUGAAUGUAUAUCUGCCGAUGGUUGGCAGAUGGAUCCGAUGAUUAUCUUCACGAGUCAAGGCGCCUUUAUGGCAAACUGGUUUCACGGCAGCGAAAGUCUCCCACUAAACACAGUAGUGGUUGUGUCUGCGACUGGCUAG